Molecule: messenger RNA, 2455 nt
Organism: Rosa chinensis
Lineage: Eukaryota; Viridiplantae; Streptophyta; Magnoliopsida; Rosales; Rosaceae
Product: protein DYAD
Exons: 8
Coding region: 91-2142 (683 amino acids)
Biological process (GO): meiotic cell cycle; reciprocal meiotic recombination; meiotic sister chromatid cohesion
Source: RefSeq, a predicted model, not a curated record
GAACAGUGUGUGUGGGUUUUGCUUGAACAGGAGUGGGUGGGUUUAGGUGUUUCUUCUGAGUGCUUUUGAAAUAAGCAGCAGAAGAAGAAGAUGAAGAAGUACUUGGAGAACAAGCAUCAAGAACAAAGAGCACAAAGCCUUUGUUUGUCAACACAUGCUUCUGCUUCUCAAGAGACCAUCGACCACAUCCAUGUGGGUUCAUUCUAUGAACUAGACCAUUUAAAGCUUCCUGCUACUGCCUCAGAAGAGAUGAAGUCGAUUCGGGUCGUCAUGGUGAAUGGAAAGUCUCUGUUCAAGGUUUCAGUGAGCUUUCCAAGCCUUCACUCUCUCCAAACCCAUCUGAAUGAGGAAAGCUACCAAAACCCAGACGGCUUCCUUCCUGCUUUCGACGAAAACUACUCUAUGGCUCCACAAAUCGCGUCGGAGGUGCUUUACCGGAGAAUCCCACAUCACGAAAUAGCAGAGCAGAGCAUGAUGUGGAGUUUUUGGGCCGGACGGCGUCGUUUCGCUACCCGGAAAAGCCCAUCUCCGUGUUGCUUGUCGGAGAUUAAGCUCAGCGGCAUGGUCCAAUGGGGUAAGCGCAAACUAGUCCGGUGCGUUACGAGGCAUGAGAGUCUGUCGAGCUCUGACCAAGAACAACCGGAGAAGGAAGAAACGGAGAAGGAUGAAGAUGUGAAAGAGCCUCGCUAUGAGUUUAGGAAGAGAAAACUGGUUCAAAAGAAGACCAAAGCAGCGAAGCGUCGGAAGCAGAACAAUCAAAUAGUGGUUCAUGACCGGACCCAGAAUCAAUUGGUUGAAGCCUCAAUAGAGAGAUGGACUGCAAGGAGGUAUAAGGCAGCAGAGGAGAACAUACUUAAGGUGAUGAAGGCAAAAGGUGUUUGUGCUGAGAAUCCAAUACGGAGAGCACCACUGAGGUGUGAGGCCCGGAAGUUGAUUGGGGACACUGGUUUGAUAGACCAUUUGUUGAAGCAUAUGGCUGGGAAGGUAGCUCCGGGUGGCGCUGAUCGGUUUCGGAGAAGGCAUAAUGCUGAUGGAGCACUUGUGUAUUGGCUGGAAAGUGCUGAUUUAAUGAGUGUAAGGAAGGAGGCUGGGGUUGAGGAUCCUUAUUGGACUCCACCCCUGGGGUGGAAGAUUGGGGAUAACCCAACUCAGGACCCUACUUGUGUGAGGAUGUUCAAGGAGAUUUGGGAAGAGAUAGCCAAUGUGAAAAGAGAGAGGGAAUUUCAGCAGCAAGAGGAUAUAGCUAUGGUGACCACCUCAAACUCUUCGCUGACAACUCUGGAUCAGGGCCAAGCUUACAGUUCAGUAACCAAUCGAAAGGAGUCACAGGACAAAUACACAGAACUAGCUGUUAGGAAGUUUAAAAUUGAAGAACAAAUGCUACAACUUUCUCAAUCUUUCUCUGGAAUUGAGGAAGAAUUGAACUCAUUGCUAGAAGAAAUGAGGGUGCUGAAACCAACCAUGGAAGAAUCAGCAUUCGUCUACUCAGAAACAGCUGAAGUACCAAUGCUGAUAUCGGACAUAGAAGGAGGGACAAAAGAUAAGAUGGAUUCAAGAGACAAGGAUAGUAUAGAGGACAAGGCAGCAAAGAUAGAGAGGCUGCGGAGUAGCUUCAGGAUUUGCAAGCCACAAGGAACAUUUCUGUGGCCAGACACGAGUGCGUCUCCAAAGGGUGUGGUUCAGCAAACCGACUCUUUUUUGGUCCCCACUCCACCCUCAGUUUCCUCUUCCAACAAGUCAGCAACCCGCCUAUUCCUUCAUACACCAAAUGAGCACAACCUGGGCUCCCCUCUGAAGCCAUUGGCUGAGAGACGUGCAGUCAACACAAGCACUUUGAGCAAUGUGACCAUGCCACCUGAGAAGACAAACCCCCAGUCCCAGAUUGACUCUAUCAGCAUUGGCAAAACCCUUAACAUCAACCUCAAUGAGUUCCCUGAUGCCUACAACUCUGACUCUACUGCAAUUCCUGAGGCUCUCACUUACCAGAGAAAGCAUCAAAAUAUGGUGAAGGCCAAAAGGACCAUGGAGCAUGACACAGAUCCAGGGAUGGAUAUUAUGGGAUUGUUAAGGUACAACUCUAAGCAUCAGCAAAGGUGGUGUUCUUCUUCUUUCACUAGUAGUUUUGAAGCAAAUGGUGGGUAACUUAGGGAUCUCCUACCCCUUCUUUGGAUACCGGAUGUUGAUUUGGUUCGAACUCAGGGAGCUAUAUUAUUAGUCGGAAUUAGAAUAUGAUCGAGCAAUAAUUGUAUUUAUAUUUGAUCAUUGGAAAGUACUUUACAUUGUACUCCAAUGUAUGGAGUUUUAUGCUGGCUAAAUUUUUCCAAGUAGGUGGGUAUCUAUUACCCUUUUUGGAUCCAAAAUCUGAAACAGUUAUUGAGCUAUAAUAUCAGUGUGACAGAUAUGUAUGGUUUUGGUGGAGAGCUAGUAUGAGGCAAUUGAUAGUAUGAUUAGCUUU